AUGGUGGCCAGUGAAUUUCUGGGUUAUGUGCAGUCCUUCUCCGCGUGUACCUACGUGGGCGUGGAGGAUCUAGCGGACAGGGCCAACUUCCAGUGGAACGUCAUCGUCCUCCUGCUCUGCAUGUUGCUGGUCACCGUAAGACAGUACUUCAUGGCACCGCUGGUCUGCUACCUGCCAACCACUGUCAGCGGCGGCAACGCGGAGUCCUAUGUGACCAACCUCUGUUGGGUGGAGGGCACCUUCCCAAUAAAUCUAACCUCCGGCGAGGUACCACAUACCCUCAAGCAGUGGGAUGCCAUGCGACCGUUGCAAAUGAGUAAGUCGAUGUAAUCGGUGGACGAAGGCCCUCCCCCCGUUCCCAUUCACGUCUCGAACAUAGUACAGCACUGAGACUAGCGGCUAUUUGUUAGAUUGCAAUUGUUUUGGAGGUUAAAUAACAUAGAAUGUACUCAGGUGGUUUUAAUUCCAUUAUGAUGUGUACUCUUUCGUGCUUCUUUAAGCGACAACUUUGAGAAUAUCGAAACUGUCAAUGUGUUUAGGGCGUUUAAACCUUUGAGGUCGGGAACAGUAAGUCUUCAAUUUCCUAAGUCUAAAUUCAUGCACUUUUUAGAGUUUUUGAAAUAUCAACCUGAAAAAUAGACUCCUUAUUUAAAAUCGACCGGAGAGUCUGUUAAAUGCCGGUUUUGUCGACAAAGACAAACCCCUGGUAGUUCCCAAGCACCGACGAGUCUUAGACUCGCUUGUUAGAAUAGCGAGGGGGUUAGGUUUGGCUGUUACGAAAUAAUGUCCAUUGGACACAUCCAACCAAUAAAUGUACGAUCGGAAUUGCCUAAACUCGUCAUACGUGUCGUAUUGUAAUUUUGUAGACUUGAUUGUCCGCGAACCAGACAGUAAAUGUUAGUCUUCUACGGUCUGUUACAUUUGAACUGGCGGUCGGUACUGCCCUUUUAUGGUUUUUUGCCUAUCAUAGCGAGUCGAUACUUCACCAGGUCAAAUCGAACGAAUUCUCCGUUCAAAAACGGCCAGACUUGCCUGGACACGCCGUCAUCAGGUUCAAGUCAUGUCACUUGGUGCUUCGCCCCUCGCACUUGUUCCAUGACGGAUUGUUACAUGGUCCGGUAUGGGACAGCGAACUGGUGGUGUGCCGUCAACUUUCCAGGAUGGAGAACCAUUAUCGAAUGUAGCAUUCAAAUAGGACUGCAGUUUGAUAGGUUCUAGUAGACACCUUUUCGCUACAUGACCUCUUCGUUGCCACACAAGCCCCUCGUGGAGUGCGCGUUGACGAUCACGAGAUCUGUGAAGACGCUGAUAGCAAUUACUAGUCAUUAAUGCGGCUGCAUAAGAUCGGUUCGUCCUACCUAAAAGCAUAUCUCUACUAGUCAGACAGCCCAGCUGUUUUGUUUAUGGCGAACACCCGCAAACUGGAUCCCCUCGUCUGACCUUUUGCGGCACUACGACCAUUCAGCGCUAAAGAUAGCCUCAGUACGGCAAAACGGGCGCCGAGUAGAGACGAAACCUGAAAACACUUGCUCUUUUUUUACAGGCUACUGCCGACAACCAAGUUAAAAGUCCGCACUAAACCAAGAAGGAGCACAUACACUAAUCUUAAGCCAGUGGAGGUGUUGAGUACGUUAUUUUACCAGGACCACAAACGUUAUAGGAAGGCCCGCCUAUCCACCUCCAUCCUCUCCUCUUGCAUGCCCUCUUCCCUGCGUCAUGGCCGGCUGACUCAUCCUUGGGGGAGGGGGGCAUGCGAAAGAGAUGGGAGUGGGGAAAUUUACGUGUGGUGGGCCGGGUGGAGGCGUCUGCAACCCUGUCCCACACGCUGCUGCUGCCGCUGCUGCUUACUCAUUCCGGGCAGCGGGAGGGACACCGCGCGCGCAGUCGCGGCCACUUCUGGACUUGGCUGGACUGUUCAGCCCAACGCGGCUAACGUAAGGCAAAUGAAGGUUCUAGAGCAUAUUGUGGGCCAGCCCAUAAUAGGAGAGGUCACCUAGGGGUAUAAUUGCACCAAACACGAAACCUUCCUACGUUGUGACAGUUCUACAGCUCCAAGCCAGUCCAAAGGGCCUUGUUCUUCUCUACACGAUACCGUCGUGCUAGCACAUGUUGUAACGAUUGUCAUCAUAAGUGAUUCAGCUGACUCCACGUCACACCACUAAUGUUCGCCUCCCAUUGCGGUUGCUCGGCGACGGACUCCCGAGCAAAGUUAAGCAAAUCGACUCUCCAGUCCCACAGAUCGAAGACCGUAGGACCAGAGACGCUGUUGGGGUCAGCUCUGAUCACCUUUUCAGUUGGUCACUUCGGUGCCGUCGCCAGCCAACAGAAGAUCCGACGCCAGAUAGCGACGUGCCUGAGUUAACAUUUAAGUUUAUGAGGGUGUUAUUCGGGUAAGCCGGUGUGCUUAGUUUAUGCGGGACAGAGGCGAUGAUUUGUUUGUCCAGUUGAACGAGGAGCAUCACUCCCCGUGGGGGGCAUCAACGGACUGCAUUUGAUCCCUCGCACAAUUUAGAUUAUGGUGAGGGUGAUGUGCGUAGCACCGAUCUCACUCGCUGCCAAAAAGAAGAUCCAACUUACUGAAAAUGGAUGAGCGCAAAGUGACCCUGUCGUUCGAUAAUUAAUAUUUUAUGGCUUGCAUCCGGUUUCUUGUAUGGACCGCAUUUCAACUGCGUGAAGUCUACGGACAAGGAGUGAAAAUAGGUUAGCGCGUUGUCCAGCGCUGGCUCAGUUGAAUCCCAUCCUAGGCACCAACACACGCACACUAUAACAGUAAGAGUCGAAAAGAACGUGAUAAAAGCUGGUUUCCAAACAACUUGGGAUCAUAGUUAAUAUUCAAACGGCAGCACUCAUUGAAACCGUUUGCGUACGGCCCUUUUGUGCGCAUGUCAGCUUUUAGCCACCUCGGAGAUGUUUCUGACCAUGUACAAAACGGUCAGAAGUAUCUUCUAAUAAUUUCACAAGCAGCCAACGAACUGUUCAACCCACCUCUACAAUAAUGGGACAGGAUUUGUCCAAUAUAAGUCAAAGGAGCUGGCUGUAAAAAAUAGACUAGUCGGAAAAGGAAGCUUGAUCUACCCGAGCGCCGUUUCUCCCGCAACUAAUGGACGCCAUUUCAAAGGUUUAUUCCGUAUUCCUAAUAGACAAGAGUUGUCGUGUUUUGGCAUCACAGUUGUUUGCAAAUGGGUCGAUCUAAAAAUCGAUACCUCCCUUCCCCAUACUUACAACCCGCCGCCUACACCCCGUCUUCUUUCCGCUUUUAGACUAUUACCAAUGGGUGCCGUUGGUUCUUGGUCUUCAAGCCAUCAUGUACUACUUGCCGAGGAUAAUCUGGAGCAUUUUUACCUACAACCGGACGGGCACCGACCUUCAGAAUGUCAUUCGUUCGGCCAAUGCCGCCUCCAAGGACGAGGGCGAGAAACGAGAGAAAACGGUCCGCCAUCUGGCCAAGAGUCUCGAACUGAUGCUAUUCAGUCGCCGCGAAUACCAUAACCGCGGUGCUCGAACCGAGCGUCUGCUUGCUCUCCUGCCCGGAAAGCGACAUGGCAACAAUCUCAUCUACUACUACCUCGGCAUCAAGCUGCUCUACGUGCUGGUGGGUUUCAGCCAGCUCUACCUCAUGUACGUUUUCCUGCGUUUUGACUCCCAUGAGGGCUACUUCUUCUUCGGCAUCCGUAUUCUCGCGGACAUUACUCGCGGAAAGCCCUGGACUGAGACGCAGAUUUUCCCCCGCGUGGGUAUGUGCCGACACACCCUACAGCACGUGGCUGCCAGCAAUAAGCUCUUUGCACAGUGUGUCCUCCCAAUCAA
Messenger RNA from Spirometra erinaceieuropaei, 3807 nucleotides. The record is from the annotation of a GenBank genome assembly. NCBI's taxonomy places the organism in Eukaryota, Metazoa, Platyhelminthes, Cestoda, Diphyllobothriidea, Diphyllobothriidae.